Molecule: messenger RNA, 2115 nt
Organism: Styela clava
Lineage: Eukaryota; Metazoa; Chordata; Ascidiacea; Stolidobranchia; Styelidae
Source: RefSeq, a predicted model, not a curated record
AUGACAGCAUUCAGCCAAGCUUUACAAAGCAAUGUUAUUCUGACAAUAAAUUGGAAGUGGAUUAUCAGUUGUGACAUUUGCACAGAUAGCAGAGAACCUUGUAUAUUCCUGGUGCUCACACAAGGUUGCCUGCCUACACUGAGAGCGACUUUGAAUAUGGUUAAAGGGAAAUUUCCGUAUUAUGACCCGGAUGGGAAGGAUGACGAAAGGUUGUUUAUCUUUUAUAUCAGCGCUACUUUUCUUUGUUCAAGUACUCAAUGUAAUGUUGAAACUUUAUUAAGAAAAGUGGAAUUAGUUCGUAAAAAAAUGAAGAAACCUUCGUCAUUCUUCCGACAUAUAACUUUCGCUGAAUCAGAAUUGAGACAAAGCAGAGCGGCUGCAAGUAUGGAGACUUCAGUGAGUGAGACUCCCACUCCUACCACCACUCAGCAGGCUACAUCAACCACUGCAUUGACUCCAACAACCACCACCCAAAUGCAGACUAGGAAACGAACAAUACCUGUGAUCUAUGAGAAAAACGAUGAGUCGCCAGAAGAUGAUCUGAAGUUUAUGUUCACUGGGCCAAGGAUAGAAUUAUUUGUUUAUCCUCCCCCUCCCACCAAAGGAGGAAUCUCAGUUAGCAAUGCUGAUCAGUUUUGUUUGAAUGAGGGGGAAUUCCUGAAUGAUGUCAUAAUAGAAUUCUAUUUGAAAUAUGUUUAUGAUAAAUUCCUGUCUCCUUCCGAUCGAGAGAGAACUCACAUGUUCAGUUGUUUUUUCUAUGAACGUUUGAUGCAGAAAAAUGUUCGAGAUAAAUUGAAAAAUAAAGACAUAAGCCCAGCAGAACGCCGUCAUAAUCAAGUGAAGAAGUGGACGAGAAACGUCGACAUAUUUUCGAAGGAUUAUUUAUUUAUUCCAAUAAAUGAAGCAUCACACUGGUAUAUAGCUGUUAUAUGCUUCCCUGGUAUGGAUGCCAGUGAGAUGAUCUGUUUGUCUAGUGAAACCACAGAAAAUAUGGCCCCAAAAAUGCUGAAAACUAAAAAGGAAGAAAAAAAAUGUCAGAAAAUUGCGAAAUCUGAAGAACCGACUAACCAAGGUCCUGAUCCGGCAUCCUCCUUGCCUUCAAGUAUGCAGUAUUUAUCUUUCUAUGGAGAAGAGGGAGAUAGUGAGGGUCAAGGGUCAUCAACUUCCAGGAAGUUGGAAGGAAAAGAUCAAAGUUCAAAUGAGGUUCAAGGGUCGUCAAUUUCCAGGAAGUGUGACUCAAAAGAUCAAUGUUCAAAUGAGAAUCAAAGGUCACCGAACUCGGAAGAGUCAAGGUCAUCUGAAAGUCACGGGAUUUCACCAAAUCUUGACUCGCAACCUGGUAUCCACACUAAUAAACGGAAAAAGUUAAUUUUAAUUAAUUUACCAAAUUUUAAACAUCGUAAAAAAAUAAAACCGAAUUCUGGGCCGCGGCGUGUACCCAUACAUUCAGACACUUUGGAAAAGUCUGGCGAACACAAUUUCGGCCUCGGAUCCUCGCCGAAAAGUCCCGAUCGUUCUGAAACUAACGUGACAGACAAAAUAGGUGCAAAAGAUAGUGAUGAAAAUUCUGAAGAACGUCUGAUACCUAUUCAUUUGGACUCUCCAGAGAAUUCAAACAAUCGCAAUAUUUUACCCAAAUCGCCAUUGAAGAACUGCGAUCAUUUUAUAAAUGACACGACAGACAAAAUUGAUGCAUUGUCGACAAUAACGAUGGAAUCUUCUCUUCAAAUAGAGAAAAAAUCUUGUGAAAAUGUGGAAUCAGAUAUUGAUGAAAUACAAAGUAGUUCAAAUUCUGGUGACAAAAGCUCUAUACCAUCACCUAGUGGUUGUCACAAUAUUAUUCAAACUACAAUAAAGCAAGUAGAUUCAAGUUUUAACGAUCAAAACAACUCUGUAUCACCACAUAGUGGGCAAACUAAACAAGACGAUCUAAAUUUUGACGAGUCAAGUGAGAUGGAAAUAAGUCGUGACGAUAUGAUUACGAAACAUAACAACUCGACUGAGAUUCUAAAAAUUACCUCAAUUUCUGAGAACUCUGCAAAAAAUGCAGUCUCAGCAUUGUCAAAUAGUGAUGGAUUUCAUCACUUUUUUAUAAAUAAUGACCUAUCAGCAUAA